Molecule: messenger RNA, 1430 nt
Organism: Aspergillus neoniger CBS 115656
Lineage: Eukaryota; Fungi; Ascomycota; Eurotiomycetes; Eurotiales; Aspergillaceae
Product: short-chain dehydrogenase
Exons: 1
Coding region: 438-1430 (330 amino acids)
Source: RefSeq, a predicted model, not a curated record
AUCUUGUACCCGGUUCUGCCCGUCGAUUACCGCGCGGGAUCAGGCGCCUUGUCGGCUUCCCCUUUUGGGGGAAUCCGCUCGCGGAAUUAGCCCGGGCGUCAAGGCUAACCCAUAUGGGUUAGCGUAGAUUAUCGAUACCGAUACCGGUUAUUUCAAAGCCAGCAACAAGAAGCUAUCACCGAUUUUGAUAAAGACUCGGUCGGACAUACAGCUCAAGGUCCCUAUACUAUAUGAUAUAUUUGACAGUUAACAGCCCCCAGUCUGGGGUCCCCACUUAUGGGGCGAUGGAUCAAAGUGCCUUCCUGGAGUGGAGAUCCAAUAAUUCGUGCUACACACGCCAUAUAAGAAGAGUAGACCCUGACAACAUAUUUUGAGAUUCGAUUAAACCCCCAUUUCAGUUCCAGACCUUCAGAGCUUAGCAUAUACAAGCAGAAGUUAUGAGUGACAAAUAUGCAGCAGUGCACCAGUCGCCCAAGGGCGCUGGCGACGCGCGCCCAACUGCCCUGCAAAUCAUUCAGGAUGAACAUCUCGAAGGCCAAUGGUCUGACAAGGUUAUCCUCAUCACCGGCUGCUCGUCAGGUCUGGGUGUGCAUACUGCGAGAGCACUAUACGCUACCGGUGCUACACUUUACCUGACGGCCCGUGACCUCGAGAGGGCGAAAACAGCGCUUGGUGAUAUGAUGGACAGCCCACGUGUGCACCUCUUGUCUCUGGAUCUCAACUCCCUGGCUUCAGUGCGUGCCUGCGCAGGGGAAUUGAAAGCAAUAUCUUCCCGGCUUAACAUUCUCAUCGCCAACGCCGGUGUCAUGGGCUGCCCGGAAGGACGGACGGAAGAUGGUUUCGAGACGCAAUUUGGGACCAACCACCUGGCGCAUUUUCUCCUUUUCCAUCUCUUCCGUCCUGUGAUGUUGGCAUCUUCCUCACCUGCAUUUCACUCACGGGUGGUGCUACUAUCCUCCGGCUCGCAUCGCUUUGGCCAAGUCAACUUUGACAACCUGACCUGGGAGGGCGAGUUCGACACCUGGAUGGCCUAUGCACAAAGCAAGACAGCCAACAUCUGGACCGCUAAUGAGAUUGAGCGGCGGUAUGAAGCUCACGGUCUGCACGCGGUUAGUUUGCAUCCUGGGACCAUUGCCACAGACCUGCUGCGUCAUGUGCCGGCUGACCAAAUGGCGAUUUGGACUGCGGAUAAGGAGUUGGAAAAAUAUUGGAAGACUCCUGAGCAAGGAGCUGCCACUGCAGUCUGGGCAGCAGUGAGCCCAGAAAUGGAAGGGAAGGGUGGAGUGUACUUGGAGAAUUGUGCUGUGGCCAAUUCAUGGGUUCCUGCCGCUGGUCCUUGGGGACCGGGAUAUGCCCAAUGGGCGUAUAGUCCGGAGAGCGAAGCAAGGCUUUGGGAUGUAUCAUUAAACUUAUUGAAGUUGCAGGAGUAG